AUGAAUAAUGAAUUAAAUAAACGUCUAUUAAAUUCAAGUCCACUGGCUGAAUUAGAAUUUUGGCAUGAACGAUCUAUUCGAAUAACAUUAAUUUUAGAACAAAUGAAAAAAGAUGAUGUCAUAAAAAUUAUUCAUGUUUUAAAAGGUAUUGAUAGUCCUUCAUUAUCAGGAUUUAAUAAUAUAAAAUUACAACUUCAAAAUUAUCUAUUAGAAGCAACAGAUAAUUAUUAA
Messenger RNA from Rotaria sp. Silwood2, 231 nucleotides. The record is from the annotation of a GenBank genome assembly. NCBI's taxonomy places the organism in Eukaryota, Metazoa, Rotifera, Eurotatoria, Philodinida, Philodinidae.